Cephus cinctus (wheat stem sawfly) is the source of this 1905-nucleotide messenger RNA. RefSeq names its product nuclear transcription factor Y subunit gamma (gene Nf-YC). Bases 1 to 963 code for a protein of 320 amino acids. Gene Ontology annotation, molecular function: protein heterodimerization activity; DNA-binding transcription activator activity, RNA polymerase II-specific; DNA binding. The record is from RefSeq and is a predicted model, not a curated record. Lineage: Eukaryota; Metazoa; Arthropoda; Insecta; Hymenoptera; Cephidae. Gene Ontology annotation, biological process: regulation of DNA-templated transcription. Gene Ontology annotation, cellular component: nucleus; CCAAT-binding factor complex. The transcript is spliced from 6 exons.
AUGUCCGUGUUCUUUGUUAAUGCUAAUCAGGAUAGCGAAGUGGAAGGAGAUUCAAAUGGCGAUCUUCAAAUUGCAUCACCAGGUAACUCGGAGGCCCAGCAAGCUUUGACUCAGUUCUGGCCAAAAGUUACUGAAGAAAUCAAAAAGAUCACCACGAUGGAUUUAAAAACCCAAUCUCUACCACUAGCAAGGAUAAAAAAAAUUAUGAAAUUAGAUGAAGAGGUGAAAAUGAUUAGCGCUGAGGCACCUAUGUUGUUUUCGAAGGCUGCAGAAAUUUUUAUACAUGAGCUAACGCUUAGAGCUUGGGUUCAUACGGAAGAUAAUAAGAGAAGGACUUUGCAAAGAAACGAUAUAGCUAUGGCAAUAACAAAAUAUGAUCAAUUUGAUUUUCUUAUUGAUAUCGUACCUAGAGAUGAAUUGAAACAGAGCAAAGCACAGACAGAUAGUACAGUUCGCACAUCCAUGAAUUCUGAUCAAGUACACUACUAUUUUCAACUAGCACAGCAGCAAGCUUCAGCUAAUCAAAAUGUUCAAAAUAAUGGUACAACAACGCAACCUAUACAAAUUGUACAGCCUUCUACAGGGCAAAUUCAAACUAUCAAUAUUGGUAGUCCUGUGGAACAGGAAAGCUCCAACACCAGUACUACUCAAACAGUUACAGUACAAAGUCCGCAGCAAAAUAGUGGUCAGCAAGUUAUCCAACUUCAACAAACUCCAACUUCUCAAACUGGAGGAAUACAAAUUGUGCAACAGAUUGUUACACCUAAUGGAGAAAUCCAACAAAUUCCUAUACAAUUAACACCACAACAACUGCAGAUGAUCCGAAUGCAAGUACAAGGCGGGAGUAAUCAGCCAAUCAUAAUUCAAGCAGCACCUAUACAAGCGCAACCACAGCUUAUUCAAGUAGCGCAAAGUGGCCAGGCUCCUGUGUUCUUACAAACCAGUGGUACAGAUAACGAAUAACGUAGAUCAAUUAUAAACACUCGACUUUUACGUGAAAUGCGAUCAGGUAUUGACUCAAGAUUGUCACCGGCUAUAGCGCGUUAUUCAGACUCCAUUGAAGCGAAGCGAAGUGAACUGAAGUGAAGUAAAGUGAAGAAUAAAGAUAAGCAGCGAACGCAAGAUGUAAUCUGAUUCGUGCGUCGCGUUCUUUGGCUGCGCUAGCUGCUUCGCAUGACUGAGCUCAGGGCUGGCUGGUGCAACUUGUAUUAUGUUUCACGUUGCUGCGGUUCUUGUCUGGCGAGUCUCAGGACUGAGAGCCUUCAACAGCUUGAAAAUGUCGAGUAACAAUAAUUGCAGCGAGAAAAUUUAUUUCAUAUUAAUAUCAAAGCACAUGCUAACGCAUAUCCUUUUUACUCUGAGAAUAACAAAAAUAACGGGUGAGUGAUUCGAUGCGUGACAAGCCAAACAUUUCCUAGAGUAAUAACACGUAUUUUCUUAUCGAUGAUUUAAUAUUAAACAUAAACGAACGUGCCACAAAUUAUAUCAAUGACGAUAUAAACUAAGAAAAUCGGAUUCAGUGGGCCUAAGAUAAAUGUUACUUCAUACAUUUAUAUUCAGCCUUCAAAGAAUUAUUAAUAACUAAAGAACCUUAUUUUUUAAUCAUAAAACAUAAUGUCACGUUAUCAGAGAUCACAGUUUUUGCAUACAGCCACUUUGUAUAAUCCUUACAUUCGUACGGAUAUUCAUAAGUGAAUGAAAAAAAAAUUAAAUGAAUUUUCUUACCGUGGUGACCGGCAUUAGCAUAAUUAUCUCGAGGAUCGAUCGGAAUCCAGGAGAUAUUCAGGAGUUCGUUCUACCUGCGAUUUGUCAUUUAAAAAUUUAAUCCGUUUAAUCUAACAAGGCGCCAAUACAGCCACCAUUUAAGAAUUAUUAUUCAUCCAAAUAGAUAUAAUUCUAAGAAAA